GGAUCAAUUCCAUCUUCAUGUGUAAGCUUUGUAACUUAUUUUCACCAAAUCAAUCUGAACUGCUGUCUCAUGUCUCCGAGAAGCAUACAGAAGAAGGGAUCAACGUGGAUGACAUCGUUAUUCCUCUCCAACCUCUAACAGUACCCACAAACAUAAACAAAGAUGGAGAAGAACUUCUUGUAGCAAAGAGGAAAAGAGGCAGACCAAAAGGCUCUACUAAGAAGUUUUGUGUGGAUGAAGAUGUGGUAGAAAAUAACCCUGUUCCAAGCGAAGAAACUCUGCCUGGGACAGAAGAAGGAACAGAACCGUCUGAAGUCUCACCAGGCAGCUUGGAAUGUAGGAAAUGCAAUCGGAAGUUCUCCAACACACGUCAGCUGAGGAAACAUAUCUGCAUUAUUGGUUUAAAUGAAGGAGAGGAAGAAGGAGAUGGAGGUAAUGAUUCUGACGUUGACCUUGACAGGAAGGAAGAUGAGCGAGAAAAAACUCCAAAGAGGCCCAGGGUUCAGAAAACAGAGAAAACUCCAUCGACUAAGGAGACUGAGCAGGUUUCAGGAGCUAAAAAUCCUAUUAUAAGUGUGGUUUUGACAGCCCAUGAAGCUAUUCCAGGAGCCACAAAAAUUGUUCCUGUUGAGGCUGCUCCCCAAGAAAGUGAACCCACAACUCCAGAGGCAACAGUUCAAGACCCAUCACAACGAAGAGGGUAUCAAGAAUAUGCUAUUCAGCAAACCCCAUAUGAACAGGCAAUGAAAUCGAGCAGGUUGGGUCCAACUCAACUGAAGAUUUUCACAUGUGAAUAUUGUAACAAAGUGUUCAAAUUUAAACAUUCCCUCCAAGCACAUUUGAGGAUCCAUACAAAUGAAAAACCUUACAAGUGUUCGUACUGCAGUUACGCCAGCGCCAUCAAAGCCAACCUCAACGUUCACAUGCGGAAACAUACAGGGGAGAAGUUCAGCUGCGAUUACUGUGCGUUCACUUGCCUCAGCAAAGGCCAUCUCAAAGUCCACAUUGAAAGAGUUCAUAAGAAAAUCAAGCAGCAUUGUCGCUUCUGCAAAAAGAAAUACUCAGAUGUGAAAAAUCUGAUCAAGCAUAUCAAGGAAACACACGACCUUCAAGAUAAAAAGGUGAAGGAUGUUUUUGAUGAGCUUUGCUUGAUGACACGAGAGGGCAAAAGGCAACUUCUUUACGACUGCCAUAUUUGUGAGCGCAAAUUCAAGAAUGAACUUGAUCGAGACCGUCACAUGCUUGUUCACGGUGAUGAAAGACCCUUUGCUUGUGAGCUCUGUGGGCAUGGCGCCACUAAAUACCAAGCCCUUGAGCUUCAUGUUCGAAAGCACCCGUUUGUGUACGUGUGUUCCGUGUGCCUGAAGAAGUUUGUGAGUUCUGUAAGACUCCGUGCUCACAUCAAAGAUGUGCAUGCAGAUUUGCAGGAGGCUUCUGUUUUUAACAGUUCUAUCAAUCAGAGUUUCUGCCUGCUUGAGCCUGGAGGUGAUAUCCAGCCAGAAGCCCUUGGUGAACAGCUAACACAAAGUGCAGAGGAGUUGACUGUCAUGAGUACUGAUGGUGGUAACACACCACAACCAUCUGCUUGUAAAGGUGAAUCAACAGCUGCAGAUGUAAACCAUAAUGGUCAGCCUAAUGGUGAGACUAAAAUCGAUACUGCCUUUUCCUUAGCAUUUGAAAAUCCUUUGGAGAAGAAUGUACCAGAGACACUGUGUCAGAUGACAGAUGUAGCAGUCCCGGACAUUCAAUCCUGUGUAGCAUCAGACUGCUUCCAGCUGAAAAAUGGUACUUCUGGUCCUGAUGACUUAAAAGGUUCUCCUGCAAACGAAGAGGAAGUUAAUCCCUGCAGCUCAGUAAAUGAGCAGGGUGAAGAAAUUCAGCUUUUGCUGUCUGAAGACAAAAGUUUAAUUCUGGGUCAGGAUAAUGCAGUGACUGAGAACCUUUCAGACUCUGAGGAGAGAAAUCGGGCUGUUCCUUCCAGUGAAUCAGAAACAAGCAAUGUGCCAAUUCAAAAUGCAGCAGAAACCACAAGCCCUCUGCCAGCACCAGCAGCGAAUGCAGCCGUUGGUCCCCAGGCAGCCUCUUCUAAUGCAGCUACAUCAGACAGCGGGAGCGGAGCUGUUGCCUUUAUGCAGAUCUUGGAUAGUUUGCAGAAGAGACAAAUGAACACGGAGUUGUGUGAGAGGAUAAGGAAGGUUUAUGGAGACUUAGAAUGUGAAUAUUGUGGCAAGUUGUUCUGGUACCAGGUACAUUAUGACAUGCAUGUUCGUACGCAUACUCGAGAACAUUUAUAUUACUGCUCCCAGUGCAAUUACUCUUCCAUCACCAAAAACUGCCUUAAGCGUCACGUCAUUCAGAAACACAGUAACAUUUUGCUGAAAUGUCCCACAGAACAUUGUGACUACUCUACUCCAGAUAAAUACAAGCUGCAGGCACAUCUGAAAGUUCACACGGAACUGGAUAAAAAGAGUUAUUCCUGUCCUGUGUGUGAAAAGUCAUUUUCUGAAGAUCGACUUAUAAAAUCUCACAUCAAGACAAAUCACCCUGAGGUUUCAAUGACUACUAUUUCUGAGAUUCUUGGCAGAAGAGUUCAGCUGAAAGGACUUAUUGGAAAGCGAGCUGUGAAAUGUCCCUACUGUGAUUUUUAUUUUAUGAAGAAUGGAUCAGACCUUCAACGUCACAUUUGGGCUCAUGAAGGUGUCAAACCCUUCAAAUGUUCUCUCUGUGAGUACGCCACUCGCAGCAAGAGUAACUUGAAAGCCCAUAUGAAUCGGCACAGCACUGAGAAAACGCACCUUUGUGAUAUGUGUGGGAAAAAGUUCAAAUCAAAAGGCACUUUGAAGAGCCAUAAACUCCUUCAUACUGCUGAUGGAAAGCAGUUUAAAUGUACAGUGUGUGACUAUACAGCUGCCCAAAAACCACAGCUCCUCCGUCAUAUGGAACAACAUGUCUCUUUCAAGCCUUUCCGUUGUGCACACUGCCACUAUUCCUGCAACAUAUCUGGUUCCCUGAAGAGGCAUUACAACAGAAAGCAUCCUAAUGAAGAGUACGUAAAUGUAGGUUCUGGGGAGCCUGCAGCAGAAGCCCUGAUCCAACAAGGUGGCAUUAAGUGUCCUGUGUGCAGCUUUGUGUACGGCACAAAAUGGGAGUUCAACAGACAUCUUAAAAACAAGCAUGGAAUGAAGCUAGUGGAACAAGAUGGGGAGACCAAGUGGGAGUUAACUGCUGAAGUUUCUGAAGAAGCAUCCACUCAGUAUCUCCAUAUCACAGAGGCUGGAGAAGAUGUUCAAGGCACUCAAGCUGCCGUAGCUGCAUUACAGAACCUUAGGUACACUUCUGAGAACGGUGAAAGGCUUGAUCCAACAGCUGUAAACAUCCUGCAGCAAAUCAUCGAGUUGGGUUCGGAAACCCACGACACCACUGCGGUUGCUUCUGUAGUUACCAUGGCACCUGGCACCGUGACAGUGGUAAAGCAGAAGAAUUCAAAGAUCGAUUUUCUUUGCCCUUCUGGACAGAGUUCUGUUCACUUGAUGUUCUUUUUGCAACAUCAAACAGGAGUUUGUUUUCAUUUCCAAGGCUUUCUACUCCUUUCUGGCUUAGAAUCCCAUUUCUCAUUAGCUGUGAAGAUUUUGACUCCUACCUUUGCUCAGUCCAUGAAGUUUUAAUUGCUCAUUACUUUUUUCAAACAAGUUUCUGAAUGCCUUAUUCCAUAUUGUGCUUAGUUAUGUGGAUUUUUAAUGAAGAGCAAUGUGUACCUCAUUGUCUUCUCUCAAUUAGUCUUCAAAAAUAUGAUGACAGUUAUUAUCUGUGGUUAUAUGCUAUAUUGAUACUAAUGCCUGUCACACAAGACUACCGCUGUCUCAUUUAUGUUGUACUCCCCCACUCUUCUUUUUCUGUAUCCGCUUUUUGUAUUGAACUUACAAGGUCUUUGGAUCAUGAAAUACAUUUUGCAUGUAGCUUGUCUGAUACAAUCCAGGUUCUGGUCCACAGCACUACACUGUUAACAACAAAGAGCAGCAACUGGCUGCUGAAUUCUUUCCUUUUUCUCCCAUUCAGAAAUAAGAGACAGGACUGAUGUUCUACCUCUGUACACUCUGUAGUGUAGGGUUAACUCUUCCUGAAAAGCAUAGUAACCUAUUUCCAACCUAGACUUCUGCAUAAUUUGCUCUGAAGAGUAAGUAUAUCAAGUGUUUCACUAACUAAACAGAUUUUAUGAAGCUUAAGUAAACACUUAAGGGUUUCCAUGCAUUUCACCCUUUAUUUUAGUUCCUUUCAUCCGUUUAUUCUGUGAUCUCUUCAGGCUUCAGUAAAAUCCUAGCAUGGUAACUGUCACUUUCUUCAAAGUGACAGCGGUAGCAGUGCACAGCAAAGAUUACACAUCAGCUUGAAGCUGAUCACAGAACAGUAUUAUAGAGUGUAACAAAUCUUCAAAAAUAAAUAAUAAUAUUAGCAUGGCUGUCAUGUCAGAGGCCGCAGCACGCUGUACUUCAGCAACACACCUUUUAUUUCAGUCUGGCUCUGAUUUGUACCUGCACAGUGCUAGGUGCUGGUGUUCAUCUAGAAAAUUUGCCAGUUCAUGGAGUUAUAUGUAGGUUGAUUGUCAAGUUUCUGGUUGCUUUAGGACAUGGAGCAAUUUGAUGCUUAAGGUGACAGUACGAGCAAAGGAAAGUUUUAACUGGGGUAACAGAUAGCUAAAAUCCCAUAGCAAGAUUCCUGUUCUUGAAAUGAUAGCAAUGUCUCCACACUUCCUCAAAAGGAACUGGGGUGAUACAGCCUUUUGCCAGAUGAGGGAAGUUGCUAGUCACAGUCUUUUUGUCAGGAUAUAUUCAACCAGCCAAUUGCUAAGACUUUUAAAAGUCUGCCUCACCAGUAUGAAGGUUUGUUUGCCAGCUUGCAUUCUUUAUGUUAUGCAAAGCAAGUCUGUCAUAUUCAAUUCUCUUAUUAUUCUGAAACUAUGGAGCGCCAGAUUGUCUUUGUUUUGUAGCUCAUUAUAGAGGUUCAUAUGAUCAAACUGCAGUGUUUUCCCUGUGUGUCUGUGUGUGGUUUUCACACAAUAUAUCCAUAUGUAAACUAGAACAGAGACAGAGUUCAAAUUAUUCAAAUGGCACUGAACAAAAUGGUAGAGACAGGCACCAGCGAAGCUGGUACAUCAUCUAUCCAGAUUCUCUCUUAUGAUAUAAAUAGGAGCAUCUGUAACCCAGUGUAAGGUUUCAAAAUCCUGCAAGAUCUCUGUGAUUAAUUUUUCUUCUUCAUGGUAAACUGAAAGGCAGCAUUCAAACUGAAAUAAAGGAAGAGAUUCUGUAGAGGGUUUGGAGUCUAGCCCAGCAAGGCUAUUUUAAACACUGUGGACCUGCAACUCCUGCUGACUUCAAAGAAAAUCGAAGAUAUUGUUUCUCAGGAUGUGCUCUGGUAUAAGCAAGAGGCUUUAGCAUCUUACUGCAAGUAUUUUUUUAACUCCUUUUCAGGGAAGGGAAGAAGCAUAUUUUCCUUAAUGACUUGAAUUAAUUUCUCCCAAAUUAAAAAAUACUUGAUUGUUUUAAGAGGAAGAGAUUCCUCUAAAAGAUGUCACUUAUAUGUAUUUGGAUGGUCCUCAGAUAUUUAAAUUAAGAACAUUUAUAAGUUAGAAAUGUUGAGCUUCUUAUGAAGACGUCGGGGGGGAAAGUCCCAUUGGCUUUUGAGAGACACAUUUAGCUAGAAAAGAAUUUCGGUGCAGGUACUGAAUUGAUUUAAUAUGCCAGCUGUGUGUGGCUUCAGCUACUUGCUGUCAUUCUUCAGAGAAGGAUAAGCAGCCAGAUGCUUUUCAGCUGGCUCUCAAACAGAAAAGAGGUCUUGGAUGCUACUCUUCAAAAGAUUUCAGAUGCCAAUAAAAAGAAUUGAGUGUAGUGACUUCAUUCAUUCUGAUGGCAGCUGUCCCACUGUUUCAUCAAUCUGAGGAAUGUAAAUUAACAUUUCGAGAUCAUUCCCUGUGGAACAAUCUAAUAGGAACCAAGCAGAAGCAUGUAAACAUUGAAUUGACUUGAAAUGUAAAUAUCCAGAAUAAUGUGGUGAUUUGUCAAACUAAAAGGGUUACGGAUAGCUGUCCAAAAAAGAUACUGGAAGCUAGAAUCAUCAGCAAUAAGAGCAUUAGUCUUCUUUACCCUCCAUGACAAGGGUAAUAAAACCACAUCGAUAAAGUCAGGUAGAGAGGUUAAAUUAACUUUCUUUAUUGGCCAUUUUCAUUUCAAAAGCAUAUAAAGCUGAAGAAGUAUUAGAUUGCUACUAUUGACUUGAAUGAGAUCCUGGUUUCAUUUCAUUUUCUUGUCAAGUGUGCUUUAUUUAUUUUCCUUUCCUUGUUAUUUAUGUACACUUACUAAACUAUAUUUAAAAUUAUUUAUGGGUUUUGGUUUAAAGUGACUAAAGCGAGACUGUACGAGAUCCUUCUCAGACUGUGUGGUGCAUUCUUGCAGCUCUUAGUAAAUGCAGUGUAAUUUUUCUGGCUGAAAGCACAUUGCCAGAGGAUAACAUAGAGUGCACUAACACAGGAGAAUUUAGUGUGCAUUAAAUAAUUAAAGGGGCAAAUUUUGAACACCCCUAUUUGUGUCUUAGUUUGAGGACCGCUAUCAUCAAGGACUGUAAUUGUGAGCUGAUUCAUAACAAGCUGUGAGAUUUUAAUUAUCUAACCUUUUUAACUGCAGCUUCUCAUCUGACUUCGCUGGUGAUUAGACUUUUGUCUGCCUCUUAUGAUCUUCAUUAGUAGAUCUUGUGUCUGUCCUUUCCUUUCACACAGGAGCAGACACUGGAGCAGGAAAGAGGAGAGGACGGCUAUGAAAAGGGAGUCCUGUGUGUGAAUUCACAACAUUCCUAUUGCUUUCAGUUGGUCUUAUGGUUUCUUUAAUAAUUAAAAAA
Strigops habroptila (Kakapo) is the source of this 6885-nucleotide messenger RNA. It is a transcript of the gene ZFAT, whose product is annotated as zinc finger and AT-hook domain containing. Gene Ontology annotation, molecular function: RNA polymerase II cis-regulatory region sequence-specific DNA binding; DNA-binding transcription factor activity, RNA polymerase II-specific; chromatin insulator sequence binding. Gene Ontology annotation, biological process: regulation of transcription by RNA polymerase II. The record is from RefSeq and is a predicted model, not a curated record. The transcript has 15 exons. The coding region runs from base 18 to 3665 and encodes 1215 amino acids. Lineage: Eukaryota; Metazoa; Chordata; Aves; Psittaciformes; Psittacidae. Gene Ontology annotation, cellular component: chromosome.